Molecule: messenger RNA, 1398 nt
Organism: Aegilops tauschii subsp. strangulata
Lineage: Eukaryota; Viridiplantae; Streptophyta; Magnoliopsida; Poales; Poaceae
Product: cinnamoyl-CoA reductase 1-like
Biological process (GO): lignin biosynthetic process
Molecular function (GO): oxidoreductase activity, acting on the CH-OH group of donors, NAD or NADP as acceptor
Source: RefSeq, a predicted model, not a curated record
ACCAGCAGCAGCAUAAGCAAACGCAAAUUCGUACCGCUAGCCUCUAGCCCGUGUAGUUUGUUGAGAAGCAAGCUUGCAUCCACACAUCGAUCGGCUGACCACCUUGGUCACCAUGCCGUCCAUUGACAAGGUCACCGACAACGGCGAGAUGAAGCAGCGGCAGCCGGAGCAGGAGCUGGUCUGCGUCACGGGGGCCGGAGGCUUCAUCGGCUCAUGGGUGGUGAAGGAGCUCCUCCUCCGCGGCUACCGCGUCAGGGGAACCGCCAGGGACCCCGCUGACCGCAAGAACGCGCACUUGCUGGCCCUGGAGGGCGCCGAGGAGAGGCUCACCCUGUGCCGCGCCGACGUCCUCGACUACGACGGCCUCCGCGCCGCCUUCCAUGGCUGCCACGGCGUCUUCCACGUCGCGUCCCCUGUCUCCAAUGACCCCGACCUUGUACCGGUCGCCGUCGAGGGAACUAGGAACGUGAUCAGAGCGGCGGGGGACGCCGGCGUGCGGCGUGUGGUGUUCACGUCGUCCUACGGCGCCGUGCACAUGGACCCCAACCGCAGCCCCGACGCCGUGCUCAACGAGACUUGCUGGAGCGACUACGAGUACUGCAAAAACACAGGCAACCUGUAUUGCUGCGCCAAGAUGAUGGCUGAGAUCACGGCGACGGAGGAGGCCUCCAAGAGGGGUCUGGAGCUGGCGGUGGUGGUGCCGUCCAUGACCAUGGGCCCCAUGCUACAGCAGUCGCUCAACUUCAGCAGCAGCCACGUGGCCCGCUACCUCACCGGCGUCAAGCCCACCUACCCCAAUGCGGUCGCCGCCUACACCGACGUCCGUGAUGUCGCCCGCGCGCACGUCCUCGUCUACGAGCACCCUGAUGCCCGCGGCCGGUACCUCUGCAUCGGGGCCGUGCUGCACCGCGCGCACUUCCUUCAGCUCCUCGGCGACCUCUUUCCUCAGUACAACAUAACCGCCAAGUGCGAAGACGAUGGCAAGCCCAUGGCGAAGCCGUACAAGUUCUCAAACCAAAGGCUCAGGGACCUGGGAUUGGAGUUCACUCCGUUGAAAGAAAGCUUGUACGAGACAGUGACGUGCUUGCAGAAAAAGGGCCACCUGCCUCUCCCCGUUGUUCCCAUAGCACAGAAGCGCGCGUACUUGUAACAGGGAAGGACAGGGGACAAGCCCAUCUGAUGAAACAACAAGAGCAAAGCCACAGGAACAAAAGAGGAUACUAUCAGGAUUUUGGAGCUUCAGCAUAGAAUUAAUUGCGUAUUUCUACAAAGCAAAGUGUGGCUUGUAAAUAGAACUAAAACCACAACAAGUAUUUUAGGACGGAGGAAGUAUUAUUUAUUGUGUAAUGAAUGUGCUUCUACCCAUUAUUAAUAAACUCUUCUUUUCCUUGAAAAAAA